AUGCAUCCAGACUAUGAUAGUUCAAGUAUAAAGAACAUGCAACAACAAAACUACUUCCACUUAAACCACUAUUACAGCAACUUAAACCCCUCAACCAAUAACAAUCUCAAUCUUAUCUCAUACCCUCAAAUGCAAGAACUCAAUAAUCUACAAUCUCCGGCAAGCCACAACUCUACCACGUCCGAUGAAGCAACUGAAGAUGUAUUCGUCAUCAACGAGAGAAAGCAAAGGCGUAUGGUAUCCAACAGAGAAUCAGCAAGAAGGUCAAGAAUGAGGAAGCAAAGACACUUAGAUGAGCUCUUAUCCCAAGUUGCUUGGCUUCGAAGCGAGAAUCACCAGAUUUUAGACAAGCUUAACAAAGCCUCGGAUAGCAAUGAUCUUGUUCUUCAAGAGAACGUGAUUCUAAAAGAGGAAAACUUGGAACUUCGUCAAGUAAUCACAUCUAUGAAGAAGCUUGGAGGAGCAGAAGGAGGAAGCACAAGUUUCCAUGAAAGAUAUUGUUCUUCUUCCUUGGAUCAUGACUUGGAUCAAGACUUCUCUUGUAUUACAAAUGAUCCAAAGACUCAUCAUCCGUCAUGAGCUGUUGUGAUCGAACUUUAAGUUUCCGAGACUAUAUUUUUCUAGGCUGAGAAUAAAGCUGAGUUCUUAUGUAUUUUUC
Molecule: messenger RNA, 658 nt
Organism: Brassica oleracea var. oleracea
Lineage: Eukaryota; Viridiplantae; Streptophyta; Magnoliopsida; Brassicales; Brassicaceae
Product: basic leucine zipper 43-like
Exons: 1
Coding region: 1-579 (192 amino acids)
Biological process (GO): regulation of DNA-templated transcription
Molecular function (GO): DNA-binding transcription factor activity
Source: RefSeq, a predicted model, not a curated record